AUGGAAAGUGUAGUUGGAGGAGAAAGCCAAAGAAGGCUUAACAAGUACGCCUGUGCUUGUGCUAUUGUUGGUUCGAUGAUAUCUAUCAUAUUCGGAUAUGAUACGGGUGUUAUGAGUGGAGCAAUGAUCUUCAUAAAAGAAGAAUUUGAAGUAAAGGAAUCUCAACUGGAAGUGCUCGCCGGAAUCCUUAACCUGUGCGCUCUGGUGGGUUCUCUCUGCGCCGGAAGAACCUCUGAUUACAUUGGCCGAAGAUACACAAUCGCAUUGGCAUCUAUAAUCUUCAUGCUUGGCUCAGUUUUAAUGGGCUAUUCCCCAAAUUACAACGUUCUUUUGGCCGGAAGGUGCACUGCCGGCAUCGGGGUAGGCUUUGCACUCAUGAUAGCACCCGUUUAUGCUGCCGAAAUAUCGUCUCCAAAAACCCGAGGAUUCCUAUCAUCUUUACCAGAAAUUGGCAUCAGCGUUGGAAUUUUACUUGGCUAUAUAUCCAACAAUUUGUUCGCAAAGCUGACACUGAAACUCGGGUGGCGGGUGAUGCUCGGAAUUGCGGCAAUCCCUUCACUUUUAUUGGCCAUCGGAAUUCUGAAGAUGCCGGAAUCCCCACGGUGGCUUAUAAUGAAGGGCCGAAUUGGAGAGGCCAAGAAAAUCAUGUACAAAGUGUGUGACGACGAAGAAGAAGCUCAACAGCGAUUGAAAGACAUUAAAAGGGCCGCCGGAAUCGACGAGAAUUGUACUGAUGACAUUGUACAAAUCUCAAAAUCCGGCCGAAAGGUUCAAACCGGCGGCGUCUGGAAAGAAUUGCUGCUGAAACCAACUCCGACAGUGCGCAGAAUGUUACUCGCCGGCGUCGGAAUUCAUUUCUUCGAACACGCUACAGGAACCGAAGCUGUUAUACUAUAUGGUCCAAGAAUCUUCAAAAAGGCUGGUGUUACAGCCCGGAAAAAGCUUCUCCUAGCCACAGUUGGAGUGGGUCUCACUAAAUUAGUAUUUAUAACAUUAUCCACCUUCAUAAUUGACAGAGUUGGCCGGAGGAAACUCCUAUUAACCAGCGUCGCCGGAAUGAUUGUGUCAUUAACUGGACUCGCAACUUGCCUGACUGUAGUUGAACACUCAGAUGAAAAGCUCAUCUGGGCACUAGUGAUGAGUCUUAUCUUUGUGUAUACAUUCAUAAUGUUCUUCAACGUGGGACUUUGCCCGGUAUGUUGGGUGUAUAGCGCAGAGAUAUUUCCGAUGAAGCUCCGGGCGGCUGGGGCGAGUGUCAGCGUGGCAGUGAACAGGGCGAUGAACGCCACGGUUUCUAUGACAUUUUUAUCGUUGUCGAGUGCCAUAACCAUAGGCGGUGCGUUCUAUUUGUACGCCGGAAUGGCGGUGUUGGCUUUGUUUUUCGUUUAUUUCUGGUUGCCGGAGACCAUGGGGCGGAGCCUGGAGGACAUGGAUGAGAUAUUCAGCAAACCUUCCAAGAAUUCCAGGACGGAAUUGGAGCUUGCGAACAGUUAA
Fraxinus pennsylvanica is the source of this 1494-nucleotide messenger RNA. Lineage: Eukaryota; Viridiplantae; Streptophyta; Magnoliopsida; Lamiales; Oleaceae. The record is from the annotation of a GenBank genome assembly.